UUUUGUUGUGUCAUAUUCUUCAUUAAGAAGCCGCUUCACGUUCCCGUUGAAGAUAAUUGUGUUAAAAACUAUUUUAUAUUAAUAAUACUUCUAUAAUGGCUCGUCGCUAUGAUUCCCGUACAACAAUUUUCUCACCUGAGGGACGCCUCUACCAGGUUGAAUAUGCUAUGGAAGCAAUUUCACAUGCUGGAACUUGCUUAGGCAUCUUAGCCGAGGAUGGUAUAUUGUUAGCUGUAGAAUGCCGUAAUACUAACAAGUUGUUAGACACUGCUGGUGUUUAUUCAGAAAAAAUCUACAAACUAAGCGAUGAUAUAGUUUGUUCAGUAGCUGGUAUUACAUCUGAUGCAAAUGUGUUAACUAGUGAACUGCGUGUACUUUCUCAGCGCUAUCAAUAUAAUUAUGGUGAACCAGUCCCUGUUGAGCAGUUAGUAUCGUAUUUAUGUGACAUAAAGCAGGCAUAUACACAAUAUGGUGGUAAACGUCCAUUCGGCGUUUCAAUACUAUACAUGGGCUGGGAUAAACAUUAUGGUUAUCAAUUAUACCAAUCCGAUCCUAGUGGUAAUUAUGGUGGUUGGAAGGCAACAUGCAUUGGUAAUAACUUUGGAGCUGCUAUAUCAAUGCUAAAACAAGAAUUAAGUGAAAAUGAAAAGAUUUCAUUAGUGCAAGCUAAGGAAUUAGCUAUAAAAGUUCUUAGCAAGACACUUGAUUCAACUAAGCUUAUGCCCAUAAUUGGUCAAUACACAAUAUCAGAUGUUGCAAAAAUUUCCUCACUUUUACACGAACGCUACGGUCGCAUUGUGCGUUUUGGAGGUUUAAUGGGUCGUCCGGAUUUGCUGUUUAUUUACGAUGCUGAUGAAAUUGAAAAGUGCUAUCGCAAUGAAGGUCCUACACCUUUUCGACCAUCUAUGCCUAGUCUAGUCAAAUACAAAAGUGUUGUACGGAAGGAUUUUUUCGGUGAUCUUGGUGGUGUAGUCGGAGUCCAUGGCGAACCUUGGCGUGAAUUUCGUUCACGUGUACAAAAACCGGUACUACAAUUAUCAACAGUCAGACGCUAUUUGCAGCCAUUAGAAAUUGUCACUAAUGACUUUUUAAAACGCUGUGAGUCAUUACUAGAUGAGAACUCUGAAUUGCCAGAAGAUUUUGAUAAUGAAAUACACAAGUGGUCCUUGGAAUGCAUUGGAAGAGUUGCUUUGGAUGCACGUUUAGGUUGCCUUGAACCAAAUUUAACACCCGACUCGGAACCACAACAAAUUAUAAAUGCUGCAAAAUAUGCUUUACGAAAUGUAGCUACUUUGGAAUUGAAAGCACCUUACUGGCGCUAUUUUCCAACACCUUUGUGGACUCGUUAUGUUAAGAAUAUGAACUUUUUUGUAGAAGUUUGUAUGAAAUACAUCAAAUCAGCUACAGAGCGUCUUAAAUUGCAAGGUCGUAGCCAAAACGGUGAACCGUCUUUAUUAGAGAAAGUUAUAAUGGCCGAAAAGGAUGAAAAAAUAGCAACAAUAAUGGCACUUGAUUUAAUAUUAGUUGGCAUAGAUACGAUAUCAAUGGCAGUUUGUUCAAUGCUGUACCAAUUAGCUACACGUCCAGAAGAGCAGCAAAAAGUACAUGAAGAACUGAAACGUAUUUUACCCGAUCCACAAACACCACUGACAAUACAAUUGCUCGAUCAAAUGCAUUAUUUAAAAGCUUUUAUCAAAGAAGUAUUUCGUAUGUAUAGUACUGUCAUAGGUAAUGGACGAACAUUGCAAGAAGACACUGUAAUCUGUGGUUAUCAGGUGCCAAAAGGUGUGCAAGCUGUUUUUCCAACAAUUGUCACAGGCAAUAUGAAUGAAUACGUAACUGAAGCUGCAAAAUUUUUACCAGAACGUUGGCUCAAAGCUAAUCAAGGAGGUUUUGAUGGCAAACUUCAUCCAUUUUCAUCGCUACCUUAUGGUUAUGGUGCACGAAUGUGUUUAGGACGUCGUUUUGCCGAUCUAGAAAUGCAAAUUUUAUUAGCUAAGCUACUGCGGAACUACAAACUGGAAUACAAUCACGAACCUUUACAAUAUGCUGUCACAUUCAUGUAUGCACCCGAGGGACCAUUACGAUUUAAAAUGACAAAAAUUUAAUAAUUUUUUCACAAUAAAAAU
Teleopsis dalmanni is the source of this 2129-nucleotide messenger RNA. Its product is annotated as probable cytochrome P450 301a1, mitochondrial. NCBI's taxonomy places the organism in Eukaryota, Metazoa, Arthropoda, Insecta, Diptera, Diopsidae. Gene Ontology annotation, molecular function: heme binding; monooxygenase activity; iron ion binding. The coding region runs from base 96 to 2108 and encodes 670 amino acids. Gene Ontology annotation, biological process: ubiquitin-dependent protein catabolic process. The record is from RefSeq and is a predicted model, not a curated record. The transcript has 10 exons. Gene Ontology annotation, cellular component: proteasome core complex; proteasome core complex, alpha-subunit complex.